This is a messenger RNA of Colletes gigas, 3533 nucleotides long. RefSeq names its product E3 ubiquitin-protein ligase COP1-like. Gene Ontology annotation, cellular component: cytoplasm. The transcript is spliced from 3 exons. NCBI's taxonomy places the organism in Eukaryota, Metazoa, Arthropoda, Insecta, Hymenoptera, Colletidae. Gene Ontology annotation, molecular function: metalloaminopeptidase activity; ubiquitin protein ligase activity; manganese ion binding. Bases 427 to 2490 code for a protein of 687 amino acids. Gene Ontology annotation, biological process: proteasome-mediated ubiquitin-dependent protein catabolic process; protein ubiquitination. The record is from RefSeq and is a predicted model, not a curated record.
CCUGCAUCUCGACCAUGAAGAAAGGAUUGGUGCUCGGUGUGUAUGAAACAGAAGAUGAUAGCAAGGUUUUAUUGACACCCACGGCGGCGAAAUACGAUGAACUAGUUAAAGGAAAACUACAAAAAAGUAUUUUAUUGAGAGACUAGACUGAGAGACGGUAUUGUACGCAUGAUAUGAAGCAAAAAGCUCGCUGCACAGAAGGAGUUACCAGAGAUAUUUUGUUAUAUAGAAUCAGUUUAAAAACGCAUUAUUCGGAAAGUAACAAUUUCAUUUAAACUGAUUAUUAACAAAAUCAAAGUUAUUAUUAACACGCUUAAAAGAGACUUCGAUCAACAUGAAAUUUAAAAAGAACGUUAAAAUUGACAAACAUACUUUAAGCAAUACCAUAUAAAAUAUAGCAUAGAAUAAUUUUAAUUAGGAAUAAUAAUGUCAGCUAUCGGUGAUAGUAACUUGGGAAAUGAUAGCGCUGCUGGAAGUAGUGGGGGAGUGGGUGAAUGUAGUAGUCGAAUAAGUAAACAACACCAAUCGACAAAUGUUCUCCAUAGGAUUAGCAGUACACUCGAAGAUAAAAAUAAUGAUUAUCUCUGUCCUAUUUGUUUUGAGGUAAUCGACGAAGCCCAUAUCACGCGUUGCGGUCACACGUUCUGUUAUCGUUGUAUUGUAAAAUCUUUGGAAGCUAACGGGCGUUGUCCAAAAUGUAGCUACACGUUAACGCAACAGGAUAUAUUCCCAAACUUUUUGUUGCACGAACUAAUUUCAAAAUACAAAACUAGAAUUAAAGGUCUCGCUGAAUUAGGGUCCUCGUACACGGUCGAUGGUAGACAUAGAGUUAUAGGCACAGAUAUAUCUCUACCGCCGUACGAUGGAUUAAGAGAUAUCGUAGCCGCAGAAAGUGCUAAUCUCACUUUGCCGGACGUAAAUGUAAUGUUAGAGGUAUUAACCCAAAGAAAACAUUUGCUCGAGGCGGAAACAUGUGCGGCACAAAACAAAUUGCUGCACGAAUUUUUAACGCAUUUAUUGCAACAGAAAGAAGAACAAAAGAAGCAGUUACAAAAGGAGAUAGCAUUAAUUAAAAAGGAUAUGGAAGAGGUUGAAAAUAUAUUAAGGGACGUUCAGAGCAAAUGUCCUAGAAUAGAAGAUUUGAAGAAAUCAAGCGAAAAUGAUACUGCGCAAGUGUGGGCUAUUAGAAGAGAGAUGAUAGGCCUUAUAGACAUAAUAGAUUCAAAUAUGGUGAAACCAAAUGAGAAAACUGUUGCAACAUCUGGAAACGAUACGUUUGGUAAUCCUUCGGGGAGCCAAAAACAAAUUGUAUACACGGCUGGAUCGACCUUGGCUGUACGUAGGAAGAGAAUGCAUGCUCACUUUGACGAUUUUGUGCAAUGUUAUUUCGAUUUCCGUGCUAAAGAAUUACUUCUUGGACACAAGCCUCAAGGUCAGAGCGACACAUGGCACGGCACGAGCUCAGGGCUUGAUGUUUUUAGAGAAAAUCUUGUGAAAUUUUCAAAAUACAAUUCGUUACGUCCAUUGGCAACUUUAAACUAUUCGUCGGAUAUUUUUAAUAAUUCCACUAUUGUCUCGAGCAUAGAAUUUGAUAAGGAUAAUGAAUUCUUUGCAAUAGCUGGGGUUACAAAGCGUAUCAAAGUAUUCGACUAUUGUGCCGUAAUAAGGGAUACGGUGGACAUUCACUAUCCCUGUGUAGAAAUGUUAUCCAGCUCUAAAAUAUCGUGUGUAUCAUGGAAUUCCUUUCACAAAGGAAUGUUAGCGUCGUCCGAUUACGAAGGGACUGUGACAGUGUGGGACGCUGCAACUGGUCAAAGAACAAAAGCGUUUCAAGAACAUGAAAAGAGAUGCUGGUCCGUCGACUUCAACGAUGUAGACACUAGGCUUAUAGCAUCAGGUUCGGACGAUGCUCGAGUCAAAUUAUGGUCCCUGAACAAUGAUCAUUCCGUUGCUUCAUUAGAAGCGAAAGCUAAUGUAUGUUGCGUAAAAUUUAAUCCGCGUAGUUCGUGCCAUUUGGCAUUUGGAUCAGCUGAUCAUUGCGUCCACUAUUAUGAUCUACGUAAUAUGAAGGAAGCAUUGUGCAUAUUUAAAGGCCACCGUAAAGCUGUUUCGUAUGUUAAGUUUAUUAACAAAGAGGAAAUAGUAUCCGCAAGCACCGAUUCGCAGUUAAAAAUGUGGAACAUUAACAAUCCGCAUUGUUUGCGCUCAUUUGUUGGACACGUAAAUGAGAAGAACUUUGUAGGUCUCGCCACCGAUGGCGAUUACGUGGCAUGCGGAUCGGAAAAUAAUGCACUCUAUGUAUAUUACAAAGGACUAUCGAAACAAUUAUUCUCUUAUAAAUUUGAUGGUGUUCGAAGCAUAUUAGAGAUACAAGAACGAAGAGAAGAGGAUCUGAAUGAAUUCGUAUCCGCAGUUUGUUGGAGACAAAUGUCUAAUGUUGUGGUGGCUGCUAAUUCCCAAGGAAUUAUUAAAAUAUUAGAACUUGUUUGAAGAUAAUCACGUUUUAACAUGAUACUUAGCAUACAUCGACGUGUAUUUUGAAAGUUAUUUAAUUUGAUACUUAGGUGCAGACAACAACGAGAAGUAAAAGUUUAUUCUAAAUGUUAUAGCAAUUUGUUGUAAGCCAAAUUAAAAAAGUGUUUGUUACAUGGAAAUCUAAAUUAUUAGAGAUUGACUUAUUUGAGAAAGUAAUACUCUGAGUAUUGUAUAGCACAAAUAUUUUCUUGUAAUUGUAUAUUUUAAUAAGAUAUAGGUAUUGUUACUUAUUCUGUUUUCGAUUAACUAUUUUUCAUUUUAGAUAUAAUUUAAUAGACUGAAUUUUAAUGAUAAAUAUUUCAUACUUUUGUAUUAGUGGCACAUGUCUCUUCUUGAUCACAUAUAUAAUAUGGAAUGUGGCCUUUUAUAAUUUCUUGUUAAUUUGAUAAUAUUUAGCGUAUUACAAAAUGAAUGUAUAGUAAGUCCUUGAUUUAUGCGGUUAAAGUUCGUUCCAAAGUUUUCUCUGUAAAACAAAUUAUCUGCUGCUCAGCCCCUGAUUAACAAUAAUAUAGUACCAUCGGUAAGAAAAAUGUGGACAGUGUAGAGUAAUUUUUGUUUAGUAAGAUCAUCAUUUAACCGAUAGUUUUUAAUUUUUAUGAAACAUGGAAUAUAGGUAGAGCAUUGAAAAAUAUGUUAGGUACAUAUUUUUUAUAUCAACUUAUAUUCAUGUUCAUAAGGUGAAAAUUACCUUUGAUCUUCUAAAUGAAAUACAUUUUUAGAUAUAUUCUUUGGAAAAUAAUUGAGAUAGAAAACAAUGUCGAGUAUGAAUCUUGUAAAAUCAGACUUUAAACAGAUUUAUACAUAUUACUUGACGAAAAGUAUGGAAUAUUAUUUUUGAAUAAAUGAAUAUACAUAUACAUGUAUUCAGAUAUUCAUUCUAUGAAUAUAUAUAUAUAUAUACACACAUAUAAGAUAUGUACAAGGACAUAAAUUAAGACACAACCGUUCUGUUUAAUUCAAGGACUCUCUAUACUUGCACAGUAAUUCUUAGCACAAUU